This is a messenger RNA of Triticum aestivum (bread wheat), 513 nucleotides long. RefSeq lists its product as uncharacterized. Gene Ontology annotation, molecular function: zinc ion binding. Bases 18 to 467 code for a protein of 149 amino acids. The transcript is spliced from 2 exons. The record is from RefSeq and is a predicted model, not a curated record. Lineage: Eukaryota; Viridiplantae; Streptophyta; Magnoliopsida; Poales; Poaceae.
GCAUUAGGCCGAGGAAAAUGAAGAAUGCAAGUUUGCCUCCUGGGGUGGCAGUCCUGCGGUGUUGGUGUGGCGAUCUUUGCAAGGUGAAGGAGGUGACGGAUUUUUCUGAUUGGUUGGGCAUGAAGUUUUUCAUGUGCGCCAAUUAUGAGGAAGAUCCUGCCGUAGCUCUUUCAGAGUACGACAAGCCUCCGUCUCCUCCGCCUCUGUGCAUGUACUAUCGUUGGAUUGACACGGAGAAGCCGGCUUGGGCAGUGACUGAGAUUCGUGAAAGAAGUCGCCGUGCGUGGAAUAGUUUAUUUGUGGAAGAGCGACGCGAGAAGGCGGAAGCUGAGGAGAAAGCAGAGCAAGAGAGAGAGUUAAAAGAAUACUAUGCGGAGCAACACCGUUUUUUUCAGGAAAUGGGAAAAAAACAGGGAAGAGGCUCGUCGCAUGGAGGAGCAGGAACGACAGCGAAAGGAGGCUCGUGAGGCUGAGAGGCAGAGAAAGAAAGAAAGGGCUCGUGAGGCCAAGGCA